AAAUAUGGAGAAAAACAAGUAUAGAUAAGAUAUGUAUAUGUACGGAGAGUGAAUGACACACAUUGUUCCCUCUUGUGACACAACCCGCGCUAGAUCGUAAUUGGAUCGGUACCCGCGGGAUGCACUAAAAAAGGGCUGUUGUUGUUAAUUCUUUGGCGGCUAUCAUUAGUGACACAACAGAUCUUUACAUAGAAUCUGUAACAUAAAGUUUGGGAUAUUGUCACAUCACGGAGAAUGGUAUGCUUAAAAACUACCGGCAAACGAUGCUCCAUUUUUGAUGUUCCAGAAAACAAUGUUAUUACUGGAAGGGAUUCUUGAAACGAGCCAAGGAAUUACAAAUAGGCCAAAACUUUUAUCUGACUGUGGUGCGCCCAGAGCCAACUUUUCAAUAAGUGACAUUUUGGUUCUUCAGACCACGGUGGUUGGAGUGUAGCCAGAUCUGGCAUAUGUUGUGGGAUCUGCAUCGAAAUCAAGAAAUUUUGCUGUUUUUUUCUUUUAAAUGAGCAACGUACCUUAAGUUUCGUUCGCUGGCCAGCAGAAGGCCGCGUCGUACUGGAUAGCGAAAAGGAAGUAUAUUAAUGCUCAAGUAACUGAAUUAAUUCAAGGACAAAAAGAAUGGCUUGGAAACCUAGCUCAGAGAAAGCGAAAUAUGGAGUUGCCAUAUAUAACUUUGAUGGAGAGAAAGUAAAGCUGGGAAUUUCUUUGAGGGUUGGCGAGACUGUUCAGAUACUGGAGGAAUCUCAAGAUUGGUUCAGAGGAUGCCUUAUAAAGAACAAAGGGAAGAAGGGUAUAUUUCCCAAAAAUAUAAUUUGCCUCCAAGAUGCUAGGGUGGAAAAUCCAGGGUACUAUGAAGUUGUUCAUCCCCAAGUAGAGCCAAUAGUUCAAGAAGUAACAACCGUUCUUAGAGAAUGGGGUAUAAUAUGGAAGAAGUUAUAUCUUGAGCAAAAUUCACAAAUGUUCAUGGCCCUGAGAAAAGUAAUGUUUGAUCUAAUUGAUCACCGGCGUCAAAUCAUGUCAAAAACAUUGACACAGGAUCAACAAAGAGAGAUCAAACACUUAAUUACCAAAAGAAUUGACUGGGGAAAUAGUAAACUUGGUCUAGACCUUGUCCCUCGAGUGGAUGGGGACAUAGUUGAUACAGACACUCUGAGUAUGGUUCAACUAUACAAUGUACAUGUGGACAGCACAGAAAAUAGCAAAUCAAUUUCACGAACUGACUCCGGAAAAACAGCAAUGUCAAGUCUGGCAAAGGGCGGACACAGGCACUUGUUAAUGGAGAUGAAGAGUUUCAUGGUGAAUGUGGGGGAAGAUUCUGUAAUAUUUUUAUCACUCUACGAUAGCAAGCAAUCCGAAUAUAUCAGUGAAAGAUACAUGGUCUCGCUGAGUAAACAUGGCAUGCCAAAAGAUCUCGAUAAACUAGAGAAAAUGAUUGCUGUUUUUUCGGACCUGACAAGCUCAGAUUUGCUUCGUGAACUGUAUCUCGUCUGCCAUGUUUUUAGACAAGGUUCAGAUAGUGAAAGAAAAUUAUCAAGAACUCGAAGUUUGAAAUCAGGAAAACUCGUGAUCGAUUCAAAGAAGAACCCGCUGACUGCGUUUCGACGGCCCUUUGGUGUUGGAGUAAUAUUUGUUGCUGAUGUUUUGAGGGAAGUUGUCGUUGAUGAGGAACAGAAAGAGUUCCUUAUGCCCGUAUACAGUUGCAGUGAAUCCGAGUUCCAGUAUUUAGAAGAAUACAUAAUAAAGAAGCAAACUGCCAAAUUUAGCAAUUCUGGCUCCAAUCAAAACGAAAUUUGCAUUGGACUCAAACUGCUACAAGGUGACUUGGACAAGAUUAUCGACGAAAAUCCAUUUUUAAAGAAAAGCAAAGUUGCAGUCACAAGGCGCCUGGGAUUUCCAGACAUAGUCAUGCCAGGUGACAUUCGCAACGAUUUUUAUGUCACAAUUUCACAUGCUGAUUUUGAAAGAGGUGGCAAAACUGCGCAGAGAAACGUAGAAAUAACCAUGUCAGUUGUGACAGACAAAGGGAGAAUUAUUAAUGACUGUAUUGUUCUUGGAACCGGAGAAGAUCCUGUUUCCGAAUAUCAUUCAUCUGUUUUCUACCACAAUAAUAGUCCCCAAUGGAACGAGAAAGUGAAGAUUGAAAUCCCUUUAACUGAAUUCCACAAGGCUCAUUUAAGAUUUACUUAUAGUCACUGUACAAGACAUGAAGGACGUACAAAGGGAGAGAAAUUCUUCGGUUUUUCAUUCAUCAAACUUGUCAAUGAAGAUGGUACAGUAUUACGAGAUGACGAUUAUGAGUUGCUUAUUUACAAGAUGGACUCUCACGUCAACUUCACAGAUGUAUCAACAUACAUGAAAUUGGCCUCGCACCAGACAGACCUAGAUGCCCAAAAAAGUGCAGGGAAAGUAAUCAGUGGGCCCAGCAGAAGCACAAAGGAAUCAUUUACAAUAAAAACCAAUCUAUGCUCUACAAAACUGACUCAAAAUUCUGAACUCGUUGGUUUGCUCAAAUGGAGGCUGAAGCCUGAUGACGUUGUCACUGCACUAACGUCAGUCUUAAGAGUAGAGGCCAAAGAAAUCGUUAAGUUUCUCCAAGAUGUUUUUGAUGCAUUGUUUAAUAUUUUAUCAGACCGAGAAAAUGAAUGUGCUAUGGCAGUUUUGAAAGUUUUGGUUCAUGUAAUUUGUUUUGUUGAAAGUGAAAAAUACAGGAGAUUCAAGUCUACAAUCGACAGUUAUAUAGAGGAACAUUUCAGCGGGGCUCUUGCUUACAAGAGCUUGAUUUUGUGUUUGAAAGAAGUUCUUCAAUCAAAAGCUGAUCCUGAAUCAAAACAAAUGCUUACAGAUACAAUGAAGAGCUUUCCAACGGUGCUGAUAUUUAUCAUCAAAUCAAAGUUUCUUCAUAGCAGAUCUUCGUCAUCAUCAAGUUUAGGUGAAUUUCAAGACAUGCUGAAAGAUUUAUUCUCAAGCCUUUAUAAAAUGAUGCAAAAAACCUCGGAGCCGAUAGAAGCAAAGAUAAAUGCAUUAGAUCAAUUCAGCCAAGUCGUCGAAGAGUUGUCUAAAGUUUUUUCUUCGAAAGACGUUGGCUCUGUGAUAUCUGAUUUUAUCAACUGCGUUCCGAAAGUUGUUGGCUCGUCUUCAACACCACUUCGUGUUGCCAAAUUGAAGUGCAUUCGUAAAAUUGCAGGGAGCUCUCUAUUUAAGGACCGAGCCCUACGUGAGACAUUUCUUCCAACACUCAUCGACCAUGUGCAGUACUAUAUGAAUACAAAGCAAGAAUUAGCUCUUUGCCUCGAACUUCUCGGUGAUGUCAUAACAGCUUUGCAGAAGUCAGACAAGGAAAUGGUGUUCAGUGAUAUUUCCCUGCUGGGCAAAUCUUUACUGUUCAUCUUGUUAAAUAUCUAUCUGACCAUUGACAGGACAGGAACGUUAAGGGGCUUAACCGUUGCUUGUCUGAUUGGGCUGUUAAAACUAAUGGAGGACCAACACUUCAACGAGCUCUUAGCGUCCUAUGACGAUAAAAAAAGCUUGAAGGAAUUUUUGAUGAAAAUAAUGGUGGCCUUCCAAGUGCUUCUAUCUCAAGAUGUCUUCCCAGAAGAUUGGUUUGUGCUGAGAAUCGUCUCCAACAACCUUGUGCUUACAGCAAUCCAGUAUCUUUCGAAAGCUUUCAUCGAUCAUUUUCUAUUGGGAACAGAUUUUGAGUAUCAGCUUUGGAACAAUUACUUCCAACUGGCAGUUUCAUUUAUUGUUCAACCAUGUCUUCAGCUAGAGACUUUCAUGGAAAACAAACGAGACAGAAUAAUCGACCGAUACGGAGACAUGCGGCAAAUCAUGGGUAUGGAACUAGUCGAUAUGUGGGAAAACCUUGGACCGCAAAAGAAAAAUUUUAUACCUGGUUUAAUAGGACCCUUUUUGCAAGUCACACUUACCCCAGAAGAAGAACUACGCAAGUCAACGAUACCAAUUUUUUUCGACAUGAUGCAAGUUGAGUUUGCUGAGGAAAGGAGUUUUAGAAAGGUGGAGACAGAAUUAAUCGACAAAUUGGAUAUUCUAGUUAGUGGUGGCCAAGGUGACCAGGCAUAUGAAGAACUCUUUAGGAAAUUGACUUUGCAAAAGCUCGAAGAAUGCCAUGAUCCAGGGCUACACGAGAACGGAAGGAGAUGCAUUGAAUCGAUCACACAGCUUCUGAAGAGGCUACUCGAUUACAGGGCUGUCAUUGCUAGUGAUGAUUGUGGAAUGGAUGAGCAGAUGACUUGUACAGUCAGACUACUAGAAUUCUACGAAAAUCUCGACCGAAUGGAUAUGUAUAUAAGAUACAUAUACAAACUUUGUGAUCUGCACAUUGCUUGUGAAAACUACACCGAAGCUGGAUUUGUCCUGUUCAUGCACGCUUCUCUUCUUGAUUGGAAGGACAAAUUGAAAGAAGAGGAACACUCUUACCCUGUUCAGCCUGAAUGGGAAAGGAAAGAACAAUUGUAUCUGCGAAUUAUCGAAUAUUUUAAUAAAGGAAAAAUGUGGGAAAAUGGCUUGAGUCUCUGUAAAGACCUCGCAAAAAUUUAUGAAACUCGUCUAUUUGAUUAUAACAAACUUAGCAAAAUAUUGCGAACCCAAGCUGAGUUCUACGAUAAAAUCAUGAAGGAACUUCGACCAGAACCAGAGUAUUUUAGAGUUGCCUUUUAUGGUGAAGGCUUUCCACAUUACCUCAAGAAUGAGUCUUUUAUUUAUCGCGGUCUUGAAUACGAGAGAUUGGCAAGUUUCACACAAAGAUUAAAAGCACAGUUUCCAAAUGCUACGGUUAUGUCGACAAACAAACCCUUAGACGAUUCAUAUCGAUUAUCACAAGGUCAAUAUAUCCAGUGUUGUAACGUGCAGCCAAUAGCUGGUAAAAUUCGUGUUUUUGAAGGAAAACAGGUCAGCGAAAAAAUAACAAGUUAUUACAACGUGAACGAAGUUAAGGAGUUCAGAAAUUCAAGGCCAUUUCAUAAAGGGAAAAAGGAUGAUGAAAACGAAUUUAAGACACUUUGGUUGGAAAGAACGACAAUGAAAACUGUCAAUAGCUUUCCUGGUAUUUUAAGGUGGAGCAGAAUUGAAUCGUGCCACAGGGAAGAACUAGAUCCACUGGUGAAUGCCAAACUGUCUAUUGCUUCCAAAAACAAAGAGUUGGCUACUCUUGUGAGCCAUUACGAAGGUUCUGCAAGAGAAAACAUCAAAUCUAUGAGUAUGGUAUUGAAUGGUGUCAUAGAUGCCAACGUCAAUGGCGGAAUAUCUAAAUACCAACAGGCCUUCCUGAACGAGGAUUACUUGGAAACGAACGUCGAGAAAGAAGAUGACGUGGAAGAAUUAAAAAUGCACUUAAGAGAACAGGUCGACUUGUUGGCGUCUGGGCUAGCAUUACAUGAAAGAUUGACUGACGCAUCGAUGAGACCAUUCCACGACAAAAUGGUUACAAUGUUUGCACGAAUGAAAGAGAGCAUUGAAACCGGAGUACCUGUUGAGAUGAUACCAAUCACAGACAACACGCCAGGCUCCUUUAACAUUUUGGAAAAGACCAUUCCCAGAUCCCCCAAGUUGGCUCAGCGAGGCUCAAGAGAAAUUGCAAGUCCGUUUGAACCUGAAAAGCCUCCUUCCAUGCGUCAAAGAAUAUCCAUCGUGGGCAAAAGGAUAACAGAUACAUUCUCCACAUCGAGCUCACCCUCGGGCGAUUCGCCUUUCGAUUCCAAUUCUGGAAACAGCAAGUCAAGCAAAACCAUGGAACGUCGAAUAACAAAUUCACGAUCAACCAGUGCAUUAUCAGAAGAAUUGUCGAAUGGUGGUCCCCCAGUGCCCCCAAGAAGGGUGUCAGUGCCUUCAUUCUUGACAAGAGGAUCGGCUUCUUUUUCACAUAAGGCAGGAAAAGGACUUCUAAAGCCAUCUACAAACACACUUGGAAAAAGUGGAAUUCUGGCCGGGUCGGCUCCAGCCUUGGACAAUAUUACUGAAGAUGAACAAGCCCCACCUAAGUUACCAAUGAAGAGAAAAUCGACUUUGUCAAGUUCUCUUGCUGCCUCUAAGUAUGAUGAAGCAAUUGGUGCAAACCUAUCACAACACGGAACGCACUGUCAGAGCGCUUUUGAAAUCAAUAAAAAUCGAGACUAUUCGGAGCAGACGUUCCAAGCCUCACUUGUGAACGCAGACCAAAAUGGUGGCGUUGGCAACGGUUUAGUGAAUGAGAGGCCGAAAUCAAUGCCUCCAGAUGCAUUUGAAUCUGGGCGACCGAUCCCAGUUUCACGCCAUGCAUCAACAAUGGCAUCUAAGGAACAGCAAACACAAAAACGGCCUAUUCCAAAACCGCGCCCGCGUACAAUGAUACUCCGAACUGAAUCUGCAGAUAACUUAUUGACUUCAAAGACAAUGUCUGCAGAGAAUUUAUCCAAAUCGAUUCCUGCGGGAGAACGGAUGAGAUCUGGUUCGGAAAUAGCCUCUGCUGGCCCGCCAGUUCCCCUUAAACGUGCGCAACGAUAUCGCUCUCAGGAGGGCAUAUGUGACGAUGUAAAUUCAAAGGAAAGCAGGUUUUAACUCGCCAAACAAUUUUCUAAGAUCUGUUGCACUUUUGUGUCGUUGGUGCCAAUUGAUCAAAGGUAUUGCUCGGCUAUUUAGGCCCAGAAUAGGGACAAUUUUUUCACAACAAUUUUGAUUUAUAAAAGGAUUUAUAAAUGUCAGAUAGUAUAAAGUAAAUAGUAGGGAUGUCUAAAAGUAAGAUGGUACUCAGUUAUCAGGAUUUUAAAAUUUACUUUCUUUCCAGAGCAAUUUUCAUUCCAGAGCAAUUUUCUUUCCAGAGCAAUUUUCUUCCCAGAGCAAUUUUCUUUCCAGAGCAAUUUUCUUUCCAGAGCAAUUUUCUUACCAGAGCAAUUUUCUUUCCAGAGCAAUUUUUGCCGAAUUUUGAAAGCUUUGAGGAUUUUUCACUUUUUACCAAAUUCAUUCAAAUUCAAGUUUUUUUCAAUAAAUGAUCCAGUGCUUCUUUUUGUAUGAAAGCUGAUAACUGAGAACUGCCCCAGCCUUGUAGCUAAAACUAAAGCCUUUCCAAAUUCUAUAUUUUGAUCUAACGAUUUUUUGUAAUUUCCUCAAAUAUAUUUGUACAUUUUGAAUAUCGUUUUAUAACGUUAUUGGCCGUAUUUAGGAUUUGUUUUUAUAUAUAAAUUAGCAGGGAAAGAAGACAGCGACUGUAUAUACGUAAUUUUAAGUACUUUUUGCUAUACCAAUUUUGAUUAAACAAAGCCCAACCGUUGAACAUGUCACAGUAGUUAGCCAUCAUUCGUAUAUUCAUGCCGUCGUAAAAUGUGCUCGUUUCCAA
Messenger RNA from Rhopilema esculentum, 7324 nucleotides. Its product is annotated as dedicator of cytokinesis protein 3. The record is from RefSeq and is a predicted model, not a curated record. Gene Ontology annotation, biological process: small GTPase-mediated signal transduction. Gene Ontology annotation, cellular component: cytoplasm; plasma membrane. Lineage: Eukaryota; Metazoa; Cnidaria; Scyphozoa; Rhizostomeae; Rhizostomatidae. Gene Ontology annotation, molecular function: guanyl-nucleotide exchange factor activity; small GTPase binding.